GGUCGUCACAGCCACACGGCGCACGCUGGCAGCAGCGGCAGUCAGACUCGCGCUGCUGGCGGGAAUGGUUCAGAUUUGGCGGGAAACAGCGCGUUUCAACAGCCGCGUGUGCCAUCGUCGUCGUCGUCGUCGUCAGCCAUGUCUGCCGUCGCGUCGGUUGUUGCUGCAGCUGCCUGCUAUGCACUGCCAGAGCAGCUGCCGUCGGUCGCUGGGCUGCCGCACUUUGUCGCUGCUGGUUUCAAGCAAAGCGAUGUUGCUGCUGCUUCUGUUGCUGCUGCCGCUUCAAGUUCACAGGCCAGCCACGAUCAGGGAGACAUCCCUCAUCCAGCAAUGCAAAACGCAUCAAGACCACCACCACCACUUCAAAGUGACGGGCUGAGGCGUGGAUAUGUCAAGCAGCAGUGGAUUGCCCAAGCGCAGCUGCUGACGGACGCGACCACUACCACUGGGACCGUCCCUCGAUCGUGGUCCAUCAACAACAAGACAAACGCACGGCAUGUGCCACUCACAACAACAACGUCGCUAGAUGCGCGGACAUUAUCACCGGCUGUUCAGCCACUCAGACUUCCAAUCUUGCUGGCCGCAACGCCAGUUCCGCCGUUCCAAGAUUUUCCGCUGUGGGUCUCGCGACUCUUUCUCAUCUUGACCCAGCGGCUAGCACACGUCACUGCCACGGACAAGGCGUCGGCCAGCCAUGGGAGUCUGGUCUCGAGCGCUGCUGCUGGGACGCACUCAAACCGACACUCGUUUGCUUCAACCGCCAACAACCACCACAGUCUUAGUAGUCACAGUGCCUCCACUGGAAGCCUCCACCAAGCAAGCACGGCUGACAUGAACUCGUCCCACGACGAAUGCCUUGACGUGUUGGACUAUAUGCGCUGGUGUUUGCAUCUCGCGGCCGCAACGCUUGGCACCACCGCCGCCGCUUCGACCAAUAGCUCCAACUCCUCUUCUUGGUCCUCAUCUCUGCCGUUGCACUUUGGCAUGCAAGUCGACUUUUCUUCUCAUCUCGGAGGUGCUGUUGCGCAAAACCAUACCAACCAGCUAGAGACAGACCACCGCCGCCCCGAUCGCGGUACAACACCACCGCCUGCGUGGUGCUCAUCGCCGGAACUGGCUACCCGAGUGGCACUGGCCAUCGCUGAUGAGAUUGAUCGCCUGUUUGCGCGAUUCCCAGACCUGUGCUUGCCGCAGUUUGCACAACAGCAGCGGCGUUUUCUAGCUAGCACCUUUCAGCUCCAGCUGGAUGUGCGAUGGCGCCUGCUGGAUUUGCUUCUGGACAGCCUUCACGUGGUGCACGUCGCCUUUUCUUGCUGCGUCUGUUUGGUUGAGUCCGACACGAUAGCAACCAGGCAAAUCAAGGCCGUUGCCGCCAAUGCCGUCGUGUCGCUGAGUCAUGCCUACAACCGAGCUGCCACCCAGCUGGUCGCUUGCCUGGUUCGGCUUCAUGUAGUGCAUGGUAAGAUUACAGCUGCUCCCAGCUAUGUCGAGCGACACAGCCCAGUGCUAGAGUUGUGGCAGCUCUUAUUCGGCGCUCUCGACCGCUAUCAACUGCUGUGCAACCAGGCGCACGCGCUUCAGCCCGACUUGCGGCUACCCUUCUAUUGCAAAGAUACCCUGAGAGCAGAUGGUGCAGAUUCAGCCGUCCCUCUCGAAACGCGACAAUUCUGGGCAACGUUCAAUCGCGUCAGCCAUCAGCUCUUGGCCCGUCCGAGCCAAUUUCUCGCUCAAGUUGUCCACAUUGAUGAUGCCAUGGCGUUUGCGCAGCCAACAUCGUUCUGGUUUGUGUUUGAGCAUCUCUGGAAGCUCUUGCUGCCGCUCGCUGCGAUCGAAGCAAACGCUCUUCCACCAAGUUCGUGCGAGCCUACUGGGAAUUGGCCUCUCGUUCUGCUGCUCCUCUCGUUCACGCCGUUGGCCACCGAGACUGAUGGCCAAACGUUCGGAGCAACACCCAUGGCACUACAGCCGACCGACAUGCCCAUCGCAGAGCAAAUGCGAGCUCGCUUGCUUGAGGCUGCGUUCGGGUCCUCUGCCGCACCUUCUCGAGGCGCUGUUCGCUUUCUUGUCGAGCUGCAGUCCCGUUGCUUGAUUCUGUCCCAUGUUUGGCCAGGGCACCAAUACAUGCUGCUUGCGUUUUGGAAUUACUUUCGAAAGACCAAGCUCGUGGAUCCGACCCUGCAGUUCCCCGCACUGUUGCCGGUUUUCCUGGCAGAGAUGGCUGCCCAGCGCGCAACCAGCUUGUCGACUUCCCUGCCUUUGAACGCAGUCCUCCAAUCGGCUUGCGCUCGACCUGCUGUGACUGCCGCGACUGCUGGCGAGUCCUCCUCGUCGCUCACCACAGCCUCAGCAGCACUCAUUCCAAAUGCUGCUGAUACCAGCUUUCACCUCUUCAUCAAGUUGCUGCUCGUUCAGCUUUCUUCGUGCUGCCCAACGCUGUUUGUCGGGCUUCCUUCUGUGCCGCUGCACGCAACAGCGCCAUGCGCCGAGGCUCUCCAAUCCGCGGAUUUGCGCGCCGCAGACGUCAAGGUGCUUGUCAAGCUUGCAUCCAAGUUUUUCGUUUCCUUUCCUCAACAGGUGGUUGUUGAACAAACCGACGACGAAUCGGACACUCGAUCCAUCAAUGUGGACACCAUCCAGCACACGACGGCAUCCGUCAUCAACUAUGCCAGCCUUGCGCUUGUGCUGGCAGCUCUGCUUCCGGCCGACCAGCAGGAUGCUGCGACACAUCGCCUUUGCACGCUUGUCGACAUCACGUCGAGUAGCUUGGCUUCGACAGUGGCCGUCGUGGACGCAAUCUUUCUUUGGAUUGAGUUCCUUCAGCAGCAACAUCGCGAUAUUUCCGAGCUUGCCUCUCUGGUAACUCGCGUUGUGACGCGGGUCGGCCAAGAGCACCGCGCUGUUCUCGAGACGGCAAGCAAGCCCGUGCUUGCUCCAGUUUUUGCCACUGCAUCAUCGUCUCACGACUUUUCGUCGCUUGCGACGCCACUCGAGUCCUACAAAUCCCGCCGACGCUUGUUCGCGCUCGAGGAAGCCAUGCAAAAGUUGCUCAGUACCAUCUCUCGCGUCGUGCGCCGCGUCCCAGUCUCCCUGCACGCCCUUCGGUCCUAUGCCUUGCCACGAGGUGAGAUCGAGGACGACUGGGACGAAACCAGAAUGAAGGUGCGGCAGCUGUCGUCCAGCAUCGUUUCGCUGCGCUCCGGUCUGGUUGCCUCCGAGUUUGCCUUGUUGCCCGAAGCUCUGGCCAGCAUUCUAUCACCCGACGCCGGCUUCAAAGAGCCCAUCAAAGCUGAAGCCAUUGCACUGCUAUCGAGCUGGCUUCGCCAACGCCGAACACCUCUUGUUUUGCCCGAGCCGGAGCCCGAGCUUGACCUUCAUUUCAACCACGAAGAAGCACAUGACAGCCUACCUCCUUCGGCGCCACCACUGGCUUCCGCCUCAGCUGCUGCCAUGGAAGUGGAGGGCGCUGAUGGCGGAUUCGCGCUGCCAGGCGAGUCUGCCUCACUCAUGGUGGACCCUUUUGCCCCGGCAUCGCAAUCGCUUUUCGCUGCUGGCCCUCCAACUUUCGCCCAUGCGCAUCCGGAUGCCAACCGCGCUCCUGCUGCGUCCUCUGACAGCCAGUCUCAGUCACAGUCGUAUUUUGAUCGAGAAGAUGACGCGCGUGACAACGCCUUGUUUGCGGCGCUGGAUGCAGCCGACCUUGUGUUUGGGGCUUCAGCUCCCGCUCCGGCCAGCGUGGCAAUGUCCCGAGCUGCGCGCAGGCGCCAACAGUAUGCCGUCGAAGCGCGCCGAGUCCUCGUUUUGGCGUACGAGCAAGACCGCGCUCUUGUCGAAUUCAUCCAUCGUUCUGGCGUGACUCGCGCUCUCCAGCAGCUGGUACAAUCACGCUUUCGCAAACCAGCUCAGGCAACGUUGGCGCCCAUGCACGCCAGUCGGUCACCUCCUCGCCAAAGCUCUGGGGGUUUGACUUCUUCGGUCGUGCUUCCGUUCGCCUCGUCCACUUCCUCCGGUGUGCAGGCCACAAGCUUUCAGCUGUUUGCGCAAGGCAUUGAGUGCUUGAGCGAGCUGUGUCUCGUUCUGGCCGAGCAUGGCCUGGAGGCGUGGGACACGAUCUGGUCCGCCUUUGGUUGCGUGCACAGUGCCUCCUCUCCAUCAUCGACCAACCACAUGCCACGCUCGGCGUUCUCGGGAGCAUCCGCGCCACCUCCGCCAGCAGCAACGGCGCAGCAACAGUCGCAGCUCGCAGUCCAGUCACGGCUGUGGGAGGGCAGCACCGAUGAGCGACAGCUGGCGCUGCGAUUUGCAAACCACACGCUUGCCAUUCUGCCUUGUGAGGAGUCUGCGGGAGAUGCUGUCGGCAUCUCGUCAGCUGCGCAGUACGGUCUGCUCCGGCUGUGGAUCACCUCGGCGGUCGAGCACCACCUCACGGUGCAGCCAGAGUUCACUCUGCGCCUGACCAGAUUGCCCGCGAUGGCUCGGUUUCUGGCGUCGACUGACAUUCCAUCUGCAGCCGCCACCUCGCUGGAAGACUUCCAGGCCGCUCGCAUUGCACUGCUGGCUCUGUUUUUCCGAAGGCUUCACGAGCAUUACGAGACCCGCGUGUCUACUCCUCGCGUUCCAACUUCUCUUUCGGCUCCGCAGGAUGCACCACUCCCAGGCUCGGCUGCUUGGUUUGCUCUGGGCGAGAAGGUGGAGGAGUUUCGUGCGGUUGCCAUCAACGCCCUGCUGUUACCAUUGUCCCAAGCGCUGGCACGGUGCCGGAACGAGCUCGAAACCACGCUGCCCGAGAGUUCCGAGGGAUACUCGCUGAUUUGCCAGGCCAUUUCGGCCGUACUCUUCCAGCAUUGUCCGACGCUGGCGUACAACAACAAUAGCAACCCGAACGUGUUUGCCACGCUCAUUCGUUCCUUUACGUUACCAGGCUUUCAGGGGGCUUCGCUCAAGCUUUUGCGCUCGCGUCUGGCGUGCCUGCGUGGAAUAUUCACUGGAGUAGCACAGCUGGACUUUGUCAACGACGCGUUCUUGCAUCGCACGGUGGCGACGCUCAUCCAAUCCCACCUCGAUUGCCCGGACGAGGCGACAUGGCAGCUGGUUCGAGCUGUUCCUGUGGUGGCGAGUUCUGGCGGUGCACCCGUCUGCGUCAGUCCGCUGGCAGAUGCAUUUUUCCCAUCAACACGCUCGGAGGCGGAUGCCAUGGCUGCGGACACGCCACAGACGACCAAGCUGCAUCAAUUUCGGCGAUGGGUGCUGUUGUGCAAUAUUCGCUUGUCUCUUGGCAUUUCCAAUGUUCAGCCAGGCUUUCAGUUUGUGCUGCCAUCGGCGCUCGAAUUUGUCGAGUCUAUGGUCGUCAGGAACUCGCUCAACGCUGCCCGUGCCUUGCAGGAUGCUCAAAAGCCCACGUCGUCCUCCGAGAUGAUGCUCCGGCACCAGACCACCGCGCUGCGCUUUGGCGCCUUGUACUUUGCCGACGCGAUUGCCGCCGUGCCCGGCCUGCUGGCCGCCCUCAAGAGCUGCUCGCCCGUGAGCAAUCUUGCGCUUGGCGCCGUCAAGGCGAUUGUCUGCUCUGUUGUCAAGACGAUCUGCGAUCGUGGCAAGCGGCUCCAAGAUGCGCUUGCGGUUGUGCUCAAAGAUGUGCGCGCCGUUCUCGCGCAACACCGUGCACAUCCUGCAACACAGGAAAACGCCGUCAUGGUGGUGGUCGCGGCGGAAGAAGCAGCACAGGCGUGGCAAGCGGCCAUUCAGCUGUGGCUCGUCUGCAUACCGGCGCUGGCGACUGUGCUCUUGCUGCAUGUCGUUGGAGACGUGUGCUCGCGGGUGUUUUUGCGUCAAACCGUGCCAUCCUCGCUGACGGCAGACGCCGGGGCACUUGAGGACGCCGUUCGUCAACUCGGUCUGCUACUCCCGGCGGAUGUGCGAUCGCCACCACUGCUCAAAGCGUCCGUGGUGUGGCCAAGCAAGCGGUUUGCGCUAGCGUUAAGCGAGCUUGGCAACGCAGGUCAGGCGGGUGGUGCGCGAAUGAGUCUGACGGGUGUUGCCACAAACACCAUGAUUGUGAGUGGGCGCCCAAUCGCGCGGCCGGCGUCGUCGUCGUCGUCGUCGUCGUUGUUAUCGUCAUCUGGCGGCUUGGCAGCUCGCCCCGCUCGAAUGCCACCGACGACCGCCUCGGCUGCUGUUUCGAGCGGCUCUUCGGCAGGCCUGGACGAGCAGCCAGACCCGCGGCCGCUCCCUCCGCCGCUGACCUCGCAGCUCUUCCUCACCUCCACCUUUUCGAUGCUGACGAGCCUUUCGCGCACCUCGCCAGUUGUCCACGCGCAAGUGCUGGCAGUCGCCGAAUCCCGCCUCCAAGCGAUUGUCGUCCAUCCCGCAAAUGCGCGGCAAGAGCUGCAACUCGAUGUUGCCAAGCUCAUCUCCCAUCUGCGCUCCACCAAUCCAGCCGCGCGGGGUUUGGUUUCAGCCGCGAAUCCUUCAAAGUGAGGCACAAGAUCUUUUGGGUUCAUUCUGUCCGUUGUACAAAAAGUGGGCUUUGUUCUGUUGUUUUGUUUGUUUAUUCAUGACUUUGCAUCUUAACACGAAAUGUACUUUAUUUCAUCGCA
Molecule: messenger RNA, 6590 nt
Organism: Capsaspora owczarzaki ATCC 30864
Lineage: Eukaryota; Filasterea; Ministeriida; Capsasporidae
Exons: 1
Coding region: 139-6471 (2110 amino acids)
Source: RefSeq, a predicted model, not a curated record